CCCCCUUGUUUUCUUUUGUUUUCUCCUCCUCUCCUCCAUCCUCUCUUUCCAGUGAUCUCUUCUUCAGGGAUAGAGAGGAUUCUCUUUCUUUUCUUUUUUAAACUCCGUUUUAUUUCCUCCUCCAGCCUGGACUGCUUCUCUCUCUCUCUCUCUCUCUCUCUCUCCUCUGUCAGACCUUCUCUCAACCUGUGAGGCUGAUUUCGUUCAUAUUUUGAGGAGCGGGGGGGAGUGAGAGGUGUUACUUGGAGCUUCAGGGAGUUAUUGGAACGUGGCCGUUCUCUACGCGCCUGUGUGUGUGUGUUUUUUGGGGGGGGCAGAGAGGAGAGUAGUGAGGUGUGUGUGUGUGUGUGUGUGGGGUAAUGAUGGUUGUGCCGGUUGCCGGCGCUGCCGCUGCUGCACUCUCUCAGGCUCUUGAGCCCUGCCUCCUCCCCUCACCAUGAGCCUGGCUGUCCGAGUCUCCUGCUCCAUGCUCAACUGCUUCGGUGAGGAGGGCCCACCCAGUCUGGAGUACAUUCAGGCCAAGGACCUGUUCCCCCAGAGGGACCUGGUGAAGGAAGAGGAGAGCCUCCAGGUUCCCUUCCCAGUCCUUCAGGGGGAGGCAGUGGAGUAUCUGGGCCGCGCUGAUGACGCCAUCAUAGCCAUCUCCAACUACAGGCUGCACAUCAAGUUCAAAGACUCCAUUAUCAAUACAUACCCAGGUGUGGACAAUGAGAUUUCUGUGCCUCUGCGGCUGAUUGAGAACGUGGAGAGCAGAGAUAUGUUCCAGCUGCACAUCAUCUGCAAGGACUCCAAAGUUGUCAGGUGCCACUUCUCCACGUUUAAGCAGUGCCAGGAGUGGCUGAAGCGGCUGAACCGUGCCAUAGCUCACCCGUCGCGGCUGGAGGACCUCUUCGCCCUGGCCUACCACGCCUGGUGCCUCGGGGGCAGCGCCGACGACGAGGACCAGCACCUGCACCUGUGUCGCCCAGGAGACCAUGUUCUUCAGAGACUGGACGUGGAGGUGAAGAGAAUGGGCUUCGACAUGCAGAACGCCUGGCGAAUAUCUGACCUCAACAGCAACUACAAGUUGUGCUCCAGCUAUCCCCAGAAGCUGCUGGUUCCCGUGUGGAUCACAGAUAAGGAGCUGGAGAGUGUGGCCUCCUUCCGCUCCUGGAAGAGAAUCCCUGUUGUGGUGUACAGACACCAGAGGAAUGGCGCGGUGAUCGCCCGCUGCAGCCAGCCCGAGAUCAGCUGGUGGGGCUGGAGGAACACGGACGACGAGUACCUGGUCACCUCCAUCGCCAAGGCCUGCAUGCUGGACCGCGGCAACCGGGCCCUCGGAGCCCUCGCCGCUCUCACCAGCAGCAGCAGCAGCAGCAAAGCCCGGGGAGACGGGCCCGACAGCUCCGACAGUGACUUUGAUUCCUCGUUGACUGGAUGCCCGGGCCCCGAUGCCAACGUUGCACCACAGAAGCUGCUGAUCCUCGAUGCCCGCUCCUACACUGCCGCGGUGGCCAACCGUGCCAAGGGGGGCGGCUGCGAGUGUGAAGAGUACUACCCUAACUGCGAGGUUAUGUUCAUGGGCAUGGCAAACAUCCACUCCAUCAGGAACAGCUUCCAGGCGCUGCGGACGGUGUGCAGUCAGAUCCCGGAUCCUGGCAACUGGCUCUCGGCCCUGGAGAGCACCCGUUGGCUGCAGCACCUGUCCGUCAUGCUGAAGGCGGCCACUCUGGUGUGCUCGGCGGUGGAGAGGGAGGGCCGGCCGGUGCUGGUGCACUGCUCGGACGGCUGGGACCGCACGCCGCAGAUCGCCGCCCUCGCCAAGAUCCUCCUGGACCCCUUCUACCGGACCAUGGAGGGUUUCCAGGUGCUGGUGGAGACGGAGUGGCUGGACUUCGGGCACAAGUUCGGCGACCGCUGUGGGCACCAGGAGAACGCGGACGACGUGAGCGAGCAGUGCCCCGUCUUCCUGCAGUGGCUGGACUGCGUGCACCAGCUGCUCAAGCAGUUCCCGUGCCUGUUUGAGUUCAACGAGGCCUUCCUGGUGAAACUGGUGCAGCACACGUACUCGUGUCUGUACGGCACGUUCCUGUGCAACAACGCGCGCGAGAGGGAGGCCCGCAACAUCUACAAGCGCACCUGCUCCGUCUGGUCCCUGCUCCGCACCGGCAACAAGAACUUCCAGAACUUUCUCUACAUACCCAGUCAUGAUAUGGUGCUGCAGCCGGUGUGUCACACGCGCGCCCUGCAGCUGUGGACGGCCGUCUACCUCCCCACCUCGUCGCCCUGCACCGCCGCCGAGGACGCCAUGGAGAUCUACCUGUCCCCCUGCGGCCAGGGCGAGGAGCUCACCUCGCGCUCCCUCGACAGGCUUCCAAAGACGCGCUCCAUGGACAACCUGGUGUCGGCCUGCGAGAACGGGGUGGCGCUCACGCGCACGUCCAGCGACCCCAACCUCAACAAGCACUGCCAGGAGGGCCGCGUGGCCCUGGACGCCAUGGGCAGCCCCGCCGGCUCGCCCGCCGACGCCAGCCUGGAGGAGCACACGCCCGACACGGGCCUGGGCAGCGAGGACCCGGACGCCGACGUGGAGACGUGCGAGGAGACGCCGCCCCAGACGCCUCCGCCAACGAGCUUGAGCGCCAACGGCAACGCCGCGGUGGGGCCGACCGGCGACCAGGAGGCUCCUGCUGCGGGGACGCUGUUGUCGAGGGACGGGGACGAGCCGUGCUUGACCACGCAGCCGCUGCCCUGCCUCCCCCACCCGCUCUCCCUGGGCCAGGAGUGCGUCCCCGUGCCCACGCCGCCGGUCAUCCACCAGGCCCCCGCCGCCCGCUGUGCCAGCCCUCCUCUCCCACCUCCCCUGCCCAAGCAGGAGGUGCUGCCCUGGACUGCCAAUGGCGGCGACGCUCCCUUCUCAACUCUAGCUGCUCCUGCUGCUGCUGCUGCUGCUGCUGCUGCUGCUGCUGCUGCUGCAGACGCCAGCGCUCCUCAUCUCCCCGACCUCAACGGCUUCUCCCACGCAGGCAACGAGGAGGAAGAGGAGGAGGUGGAGAAGGAGGAGGAGGAGGAGGAAGAAGUGGAGGUGGAGCCUGAAGAGCUUCUGGAGGGGUGCACGGCCGAAGCCAAGGAGCUCCUGGCCAUCAAGCGCCCGCUGCGGCCCACCCUGCUGGAGGACUCCACCGAGACCCUGACCGAGCAGAGCGCCAUCCCGCCCCAGCGGCCCCCGCUCCGGAGGACCAGCUCAGGCGAGGCCCAGGCUCCAACCCAGCACCAGCACCAGGCCCAGCACCAGGCCCCAGCUCAGCCCCAGCCCCAGCCCCAGCCCCGGCCGCUGCCCCAGGGCAGCUCCAGAGAGGAGGGCAGAAGGACUGAGGGCCCGUGCAGAGGAGGGGAGCUGGUGGCGGUGCGCGGCGAGCAGCGCGUCGUGCCCGAGUGUGCCCGGGCCGCGCGCAUCCGCCUGGUGUCCCAGAGCCAGCUGAGCGACUUCACGCUGCUGGGCUCCCCGUGGGGCAGCGUGCAGGGCCUGGUGCAGUCGGCGUGCGGCGGCGCCCUGCAGCAGGGCGGCUACCAGAGCCGGCGGCUGGCCAGCAAGCUGCUGCGCGCCCAGGGAGCCUCCGCCAACGGCGCCAACGCCAACGGCCACUGCUGCCGCCGGGACCGAGACCGAGACCCGUCGGGCCGCUCGUCGUCGUCGUCGUCCGCGGCCAACGGCACCGGCACGGGCCCCGGCUCCGGCUCGUCCAGCUGGCUGUCGACGGUGAAGAGCUCGGGCUACGCCGCGCUGUGCGCCUCCACGGCCUCGUCGGGGCCGUACGUGCGCCAGCUGCUGGCCGCCGCGCAGCACUCCUCCUCCUCCUCGCCGUCGGUCGCUGGCGCCUCCCCCCCUCCUCCUCCGUCGGCCUCGUCUCUGGUGGCGGGUGGAACAACGGCGGCGGCGGUGCUGCAGGUCCAGGCGCCCGCCUACCUGGACGACGACGGGCUGCCGGUGGCGCUGGACGCGGUGCAGCAGCGGCUGCGGCAGAUCGAGGCCACGUACAAGCAGGAGGUGGAGCUGCUGCGCCGGCAGGUCAGGCAGCUGCAGAUGAGGCUGGAGAGCAAGCAGUACUGCACGCCGCCCUCCGAGCCCGACAUGGACUACGAGGACGACAUUACGUGCCUGAGGGAGUCAGACGACAGUGCCGAGGAGGACUCCCUGUCUGACCACAGCGAGGACCGCUUCAGCGAGGGCAGCUGGGAUCGCAUCGAGCGGAAGGACACAGAGGUCAGCGCCCCUCAUAGCCUUCUGCAGGUUACACGGUGGGUUCCCGAUCAUAUGGCCUCACAUUGCUUUAACUGUGACUCCGAGUUCUGGAUUGCCAAGAGACGCCAUCACUGCAGGAACUGCGGCAACGUGUUCUGCAAAGACUGCUGCCACCUGAAGCUGCCCAUUCCGGACCAGCAGCUGUACGACCCGGUGCUGGUGUGCAACACCUGCCACGACCAGCUGCUGGAGUCGCGCAUGCGCGAGAUCCGCAGCCAGCAGCUCAAGAAGCCCAUCGCCACCGCCUCCAGCUGAGGGUCUCCCUGAACCUCGCGACCUGACCUGCCCUGCCCCCCCACCCCCACCCCCCCCCCCCCCCCCCAAAAAAAAACAACCCCCCUCUACUCGGGCCUGGUGCAGUUUGGCCUGGCACUGCUCACCGUUGGUUGAGCCCCCAGAUGCGCAUUCGACCUCUUUGGCUGGGGAGCCCCAAACCCACCCCCACCCGCUCCCCGACCCCCACCCACACCUACUGAUCACACACACCCCCCACCAACGUCCCCCACGUGAAACUAUCCUUGCGGGUGAUGACACUGAGGUGGUGGAGUGAAGAGAACUCGGAGGUUCUUUGAGGAGUUGGUCUGCAUUGGAUUUUGGACCGCUCUGAGAUGGACAAUGACUGGAACAGCUGGACAGAGAAGGACAAAGAGAGUUUGAAAUGGGUGGAUAGGUGGGGAGGGGUGUUUUUUGUGAAAUGGCGGUUGUCCUUGUGAAGCUCCUGCUUUGGUAGACAGCACCUCCAGGCCGAGGAGGUUGCAGCGUCCUGCUGGCCCCUGGCUCUGGCCCUCUGUGCGGGGGAGUAGGGCUGUCUCCUUACAGCGCCCUCUGCUGGACUGGUGGAGAAGCCUUCAGCUCGAACUGGAGCUCCCCUUGUUCCAGCAUCCUUUUAACCUGGACAUCAGUGACACCAUGACCUGCCCCACUGCUUGCACGCUCACACACACACACACACACACACACACACACACCAUAAACAAACACAACCACACACCUCAGAGGACAAUCUCUCACAUCCCCUGAAGUUUGAAACUUUGAAGCCUUUCGUUCAUCAUACUGGAGGCAUAACUAUUUAAAGAAAAAAAAAAGAAAAUGCUGCUAAAGUAUUGAAAAAAUCUAAUUUUUUUUAUUCUUAUUAUUUUGUGCACUACACAUUUGUUAUAUAUUUGAGGGAAUUUGAGACCAAACCCAAGCAAAGGGAUACAUCUGCUGUUUACUUGCUGUCGUGUGUGGUUGUGGGCUCUGCAAUGCUUGAAUGUAAUGUUUGUGAUUGGGGAGUGCGAUGUUUGUGAUUGGGGAGUGUGGACUAUUUGGGGGGAGGGGCUACUGAGAGGCUCAAUCAUUCAUAUUCACGUGCAUUCAGUGAGCUGUGUGUGUGUCCGUUUCUGCAGUUUGCCUUUAUUAUUGGGUGAAGAAAAAAGGUCAUGCACCGUUAACGCUUUUUUUUUUUUUUUUACAUUAAGCUAAAUUUGAAAGCAGAUUGUUUAAAGGUUGUUUUCCCCAGAAUCCAGAAUACAAUACUCAUAUUCAACAGGGCGACAUGUUGUUCCAAUUUUGACAACUUGAGGGAGCCAAAUGACGAGAAAAAAAAAAUCACAAAGUCAAAACAACAUAACUUGGGGGUUUUUUUGUCUUUUUUAAGUUCUAACUAACGUUAAGUUCACCAUCUGGGUUUUUGUAAUGCAUUCGGAAGGUAAAGGUGAAGCCCACAUACUUUUGCACGAGGGGAUGUUUGUGAGAGAUUUCCGUACGUCCUUGUUUCGCUUUGUCUGCUGUCUCCGAAUGUGAUAUGUCAUGACAUGGUGUCAUCAUGCACUCAAUAUCACUAUGAGUUUCAGUUACUUCCUUUUCUAAAAAUUGGCUGUGGUUCCCAAAACAUUGGUGUACGUGUUGUUGAAUGGUGUUCCUUGAAAAAAAGACUAUAUAUAGUGCCAUCUUUUAUUUUGUUUUGUUUUUUAAGCCUUUUUCUCAUGGAUUACACUUGGUUACUAAUUGGUAACUGCUCGAUAUGUUAAUGGUACAAAAAUAGCUAGCUGCUUUAACAAUGAGAAAAUAACUUUGUAAGUUCAACAGGGUUGUCUGUUGGAUCUUGAAGUCAUGAUAUUCACUGAAAGAUGACAGUAGGAUACCGAAUCCUUAUGAUUCAAACGAUACCUAUUGUUUUCUAUCUUUCUUUGUUCUGGUGUUAAUGAAGGAAUGAUGAUAUGAAAGAAAAAAAGACCCCAGAAGUGUAACAUAGCGCUCUGAUCUAGUGACUAAAAGGUGUCACUUAGUCAAUAAUUGUUUUCAGGAAAUGCACUGUACAAGUUAAAUCCUAUGGGGUAAAUAAAGUAUAUAUCUGUAUCAUC
Sardina pilchardus (European sardine) is the source of this 6627-nucleotide messenger RNA. RefSeq names its product myotubularin related protein 4 (gene mtmr4). The transcript has 19 exons. NCBI's taxonomy places the organism in Eukaryota, Metazoa, Chordata, Actinopteri, Clupeiformes, Clupeidae. Gene Ontology annotation, biological process: phosphatidylinositol dephosphorylation; regulation of autophagy. The record is from RefSeq and is a predicted model, not a curated record. Bases 437 to 4537 code for a protein of 1366 amino acids. Gene Ontology annotation, molecular function: protein phosphatase binding; phosphatidylinositol-3,5-bisphosphate 3-phosphatase activity; phosphatidylinositol-3-phosphate phosphatase activity. Gene Ontology annotation, cellular component: membrane; cytoplasm.